This is a messenger RNA of Phytophthora nicotianae INRA-310, 525 nucleotides long. RefSeq lists its product as hypothetical. The coding region runs from base 1 to 525 and encodes 174 amino acids. The transcript is spliced from 2 exons. NCBI's taxonomy places the organism in Eukaryota, Oomycota, Peronosporomycetes, Peronosporales, Peronosporaceae. The record is from RefSeq and is a predicted model, not a curated record.
AUGGCACGACUUGCGCUCGCCUCCGGCAAGACGCGCAAACACGUCCCCAAAACGGGGUACACCACACUUAGUGUCCCACGUGCGCACCGACAACCCUCGCAACAAACACGAGAUGAAGAAGACCAGCUCCACAGCAACGGGCACCCUCCUCCCGUGAGUGCGCCAGACAGCGUCGACGAGGUACGCCUGGCUGGUGUGGGCCGUGAACGUUGUUUCAUAAUCUGUGUUUUAUGCAUCCAAUUGCCCCCAUAUUCGAUCAAGACUCUGCUAGAGGACAUGGAGGGUCUCACGAAGGCGGCCGAGGAGCACAUGGGCAACGAGAUGCCCGACAAGUUCGGGCUGAUACUGGACGGGUGGACACACGAGUCCGAGCACUACCUCGCCGUCUUUAGCCGCUACGAGGCGCGUGCCGGCCCCAUAUACCCUCUGCUCUCUUUAGCACUGAUCGUCUUUGAUGCAGCGGGGCGGUUUGAUGCCGAUGCCCAUUUGGAAGCAUUUGUGGCAUUCCUGCCAGUUUUGGGUUAG